CAGCAGGUGUCAGUGCGCGCGCAGCAGCGGAAGUGACCUCAUCUGCAGUAUUUACACACACACGCUGCGAAACGCACACAGAGAUCUGUCAGCUCCAGCAGCGCCUCAGGACGCGAUGAUUUCCCUCAAAUCUCCCGACAGAGAGACAUUCAGGAGAUCCAGCGCCGUCCGCGGACAGCAGGCCGAUGAUUAGCGUUUGUCCCGCUGUGUGCUGUCUGCAGUGCUGUUGGUGAUGCGGGAGCGGGAUCUGCAGCUUCAGCCCAGCGUGCGGCACUGGAGCCCGAAGCAUGUGGGCCGCUGGCUGCGCGAGGAGGGCUUCUGCGAGUACGUGGACCUGCUGUGUAAUAAGCACCGUCUGGACGGACGCAGCCUGCUGGCGCUGAGCGAAUAUGACCUGCGCUCGCCGCCGCUGGAGCUCAAGGUGCUGGGAGACAUCAAACGGCUGAUGCUGUCGCUCCGAAAACUGCAGAAGAAGAACAGCGACGUGCUGGAGGAGCUGGGGCUGGACACACACACUGCACAGGGCGGAGCAGGCGGUGUGGACUGGUUGUGUAACGGUGACUCCGCUCGUGACUGUGACUCU
Messenger RNA from Danio rerio (zebrafish), 583 nucleotides. The record is from RefSeq and is a predicted model, not a curated record. NCBI's taxonomy places the organism in Eukaryota, Metazoa, Chordata, Actinopteri, Cypriniformes, Danionidae.